Molecule: messenger RNA, 594 nt
Organism: Linepithema humile (Argentine ant)
Lineage: Eukaryota; Metazoa; Arthropoda; Insecta; Hymenoptera; Formicidae
Product: small ribosomal subunit protein uS12
Biological process (GO): translation
Cellular component (GO): ribosome; cytosolic small ribosomal subunit
Molecular function (GO): structural constituent of ribosome
Source: RefSeq, a predicted model, not a curated record
GUUCUAUGUGCAAUAGGCAUUACGAUUUGCACUUCCGCUCAUGGAUGAUCGCGUUUUUCCGGUUGUAACAUAUAGCAGGCAACAUGGGCAAGCCCAGAGGUCUUCGCACGGCGCGUAAACAUGUGAAUCACAGACGGGAGCAGCGAUGGAACGAUAAGGACUACAAAAAGGCGCAUCUUGGAACCAGAUGGAAGGCUAAUCCCUUUGGUGGAGCUUCCCAUGCUAAAGGCAUUGUUCUAGAAAAAGUGGGAGUAGAAGCUAAGCAACCAAACUCUGCCAUUCGUAAGUGUGUCAGGGUACAACUUAUUAAGAAUGGCAAGAAGAUCACAGCCUUCGUACCGAGGGAUGGUUGCCUCAACAACAUCGAGGAAAAUGACGAAGUUCUAGUGGCAGGUUUCGGUCGUAAAGGUCAUGCCGUCGGUGAUAUUCCUGGAGUGCGCUUUAAAGUGGUGAAGGUGGCGAACGUUUCUCUGCUCGCUCUUUACAAAGAGAAGAAAGAACGUCCAAGAUCUUAAAUUAUCAACUUCCAACCAUCUAUGAAUGUAUAUAAAUAUGAACAUGAGUUGAAAUAAAGACGUUUUUUUGUAAUUCUAA